AUGAAUGCGUGUUUUCUGACAUAUCGAACUGUUUACCACCGAGGCGCGCAAGGAUUUGACGGAAGGACGCCGGCACUGUGGGCGGAGGUUGUGCCACUGGGCGCCGGGCAGGAUGUUGGUCGCAGUUGUAUUUUGGUAUCCAUUGGUGGCAAAAAUGUUAUGCUCGAUUGUGGCAUGCACAUGGGCUACUCCGAUGAGCGCCGUUUCCCGGAUUUUUCGUAA
Messenger RNA from Gongylonema pulchrum, 222 nucleotides. The record is from the annotation of a GenBank genome assembly. NCBI's taxonomy places the organism in Eukaryota, Metazoa, Nematoda, Chromadorea, Rhabditida, Gongylonematidae.